Molecule: messenger RNA, 3945 nt
Organism: Aspergillus pseudoviridinutans
Lineage: Eukaryota; Fungi; Ascomycota; Eurotiomycetes; Eurotiales; Aspergillaceae
Product: nonribosomal peptide synthase
Exons: 2
Coding region: 1-3945 (1314 amino acids)
Biological process (GO): amino acid activation for nonribosomal peptide biosynthetic process; secondary metabolite biosynthetic process
Cellular component (GO): cytoplasm
Molecular function (GO): catalytic activity; phosphopantetheine binding
Source: RefSeq, a predicted model, not a curated record
AUGACUUCCUACUGGGCUGGCUACCUUGAAGGGGUUGAAUCGUGUCAUUUUCCUAUCCUCAAUAGGCAGGAAAAUGGCAAUCUGUCCCAUACUGAUGUCAUCCAGAGAACUCUUCCCAUCGGUAUGAAGCUAGAAGGCUUCAGUAGGGCUCACAACGUGACGACGCGGGACAUGAUAUUUCUAGCAUGGGCGUUGGUGCUGCAGUCGUAUACCAAUUCUAAUGAGGUGUGCUUUGGCUAUAUUCAGUCUGUCAGGGAUAUUGAGGGUGUUGGGGAAAUUACAGGACCGUUGGUCAAUGUGCUUCCCUUCCGAAUGUCAGUCAUGACGGAUACAACCAUCAGCCGAGCCCUGCAGGAAAUCCAUGCAGCCUCUCUAGCGAGCCUCCCACACCAAAAGUGCCUUCUAUCUGAUAUUCAUCGUAUUGUGGAUGUGACUGAUGGAUCGCUUUUCAAUACGCUCGUUGAUGUACAGUGGGGCCACGCCAGCCGCGAGAGGUCAGCGAUGAUCGUUCAAACUGUCAAUAAGGAGAUCCCCGAGUAUGACCUCAAGCUGUCUGCGUGGAUUGAGGGUGAAGAGACCAAUAUGCAGCUACAAUAUAAGACGACGUUGGUAUCCAGCCAGCAAGCAACCAGCGUGUUGGCAACGCUCGAAACGGUUCUGAACAGCCUUAUGGAGGAUGACCAAUCGGCGCUUACCAGCGUCGGCCUUUGUAGCGAUCACGACAAGGCUUUGGUAUGGGGGUGGAAUGAGCUCACUCCCAACGGCGUGGAAAUGUGUGUUCAUCACCUGAUCGCACAAAGCUGUGCAAAGCAGCCUGAUGCACCUGCUAUUUGCGCGUGGGACGGUAAUCUCACAUAUCACCAGCUCGAUGAAAUCUCAUCCCGCCUCGCAGGACAUCUUCAGGGGCGAGGGGUGGGCCCUGGGAUUGUAGUUCCCCUGUGCUUUGAAAAAUCACGCUGGACCCCUGUGGCUAUGUUAGCUGUGAUCAAAACCGGCGCGGCCUUUAUGCUUCUGGAUAUCUCCCAUCCGCUCCCAAGGCUGAAAGGAUUGUGCGACGAGGUGGACUGUUCGGUCAUUGUGUCUGGCGUUGACCAGAUGGAUUUGAGCACGCAACUGGCCGCUGACGUUAUAGCCUUCGGUGACAAUCAGCAGCCCGGAGAAGCAUCCUAUGCCGAACCCACUGUGGAGCCCGGAAGCCCGUUAUAUAUUAUUUACACGUCAGGAUCAACGGGGAAGCCAAAGGGGAUAGUGAUAGCCCAUAAAGCCUACAGUACCGAGGCAACGGCAUUGAUAAAGACCGGGUUUUUGAAUUGCUCGGCUCGGGUGGCGCAGUUCUCCUCGUAUGCUUUUGAUGUUAGCAUUAUGGACCAUUUAACGACCCUAAUUGCCGGAGCAUGCGUCUGUAUCCCAUCCGAAACGAAGCUCCGGGACAACAUGGUAGAAGCCAUCAACAGCCUUCAUGCUAGUCAUGCAGUUCUCAUCCCAUCCAUCUCCCGCCUGUUUCCUCCACACUGCAAAACCUCUCUUGUUACCCUAGCACUGGCUGGUGAAAGCAUGACUCAAACUGAUCUUACAAGGUGGGUGGAUCGGGUGAGGCUAUUCAAUAUGUAUGGGCCAGCGGAGUGCUGCGUCAUUGCGUCCAUUCAGACGUCCUUCACCGCAAACUCCGAUCCUCGCAAUAUUGGCCACCCUUGUGCAUGUGUGGGCUGGGUAGUAAACGCGCUCGAUGUCAACCAGCUCAUGCCUUUAGGGGCUGUUGGUGAAUUACUCAUUGAGGGCCCCAUUGUUGCGCAAGGAUAUUUCAAGGCUCCCGAGAAGACAGCAGAGGCCUUCAUUGAGCCGCCGCCCUGGCUCAUGAACCUCCGAUCCAAAGAUGCUCCCUCGACUCCAGUAUAUCGAACGGGAGAUCUCGUCCGGAUGAAUUGGGAUGGCACUUUGCACUAUGUGGGUCGCCGCGACACUCAGGUCAAGCUCCGAGGACAACGCCUCGAAUUGGGCGAGGUCGAAGAAAAGGUGCGGCAGAGCUUCGACGGCCUUGAAGAUGCAGUGGCCGACGUCCUGACUCUCCCGGGGGCCAGGAACCAACAGCUUAUUGCAUUCGUCCGAGGUCCCGGAUUGGGGAAGAUCGGAUCCGACCUCUUGGCUACCCCCAUGCCGAGCUUCUAUUCUCGGGUGUCCAAGGCAGAAGCACGGCUGCGUCAGGAAGUUCCGGGAUUCCUAGUGCCCUCCAUCUUUAUCCCCCUGACCAGAAUCCCCCGAACGGCGUCUGGAAAAGUCUACCGAGAGGGCCUCCGCCGUGCGCUGUUCGCCAUUUCGCCCCAUGCGCUGAGGCGCUAUACUUCCCCGACAGAAAUAUCGAAAGAAUGCCCCUCGACCGACGCUGAGCGACACUUGCAGCAGGUCUGGGCAGAGGUCCUCCAUCUGCCACGAGAGGUUAUCGGAGUCAAUGACCAUUUCUUCCAUCUCGGGGGAGAUUCAAUCGACGCGAUGAAAGCCGCUGCACUCUCCCUGACUGGGGAAGUAAGCGUGGGUGUUGCUGAUAUAUUCGCACACCCCAUCUUACGGGAUCUGGCCGCUGCUGCAGCGCUUGUCGUCCAAGUUCCGACUCAGAGCGGUCAAGCAUUUAGUUUGGCAUCAGAAGAAGAUGCUCCAGCUCUCAUCUCCACACUGUCCAGCCAAGGACUUUUGCCCCUGGGGUCCCAGGUCGUCGACCUGCUGCCAGUAACGAGGAUGCAACGAUGGUUCAUUGACCGAGACUCUUUACACUAUCACAAUUUUCACGUCCACGGGCCGUUGGAUGUUGGCCGCCUGCAAGCGGCUUGCAAUGCCAUGAUGACCCGAUACAGCACCCUCCGCACGGUCUUCUUUCGCCGCAACGGCCGCCUGAACCAGGCAAUCUUGCAGAAUGUUCCUCUGCCUUUCGUGCGCUACACCACCGAGCAAGAUCUUCUCCCUUGGGCUGAGUCCUUGUGGCGGGAGGAUCGCGCACGCUUUAACCUGUACGACGGGCUACCGGUUCGUUUCUUCCUGGUAUCCAGCUCCGAUCUAGAACAUCAUGUGUUUUCCAUCCGUCUUUCUCAUACGCAGUACGACGGGGUUUCAAUGCCCUUACUGUUCCGCGACUUGGCAGCUACAUACAACAGCAACGAUGUCGCCUUGCCGCCGACCCUGGCCUUCGCUGAUGUGAUCUAUCAGCGGGCUUCCCAGCCAGCCGAUACAGCCUUUCAAUUUUGGCGGGAGUAUUUGGACGGUGCCUCCAUGACCAUCCCCUUCCCCGCGAAAAACGCCCUGGAAGUCCAACAAAAGAACCAUGAGACGCUCCGCCACACCCAGCGAAUUUCCUUACCACCGAUCUGUCCCGGGAUCACAAUGGCGACCCUGGUCAAGGCAGCGUGGGGCCUCUGUUUAGCGAACCUGAAAUCCAGUACGGAUCUCACCUUUGGCCACACCGUCAAUGGCCGGAACAUGCCCCUAACCCAUAUUGAUAGGGCCCUGGGCCCUUGCCUCAAUUACCUUCCGGUGCGGAUCAAUCUCAAGCGCACCUGGACAGUGCAGGACUUUCUCUACCACGUGCAGGAGCAGUAUGUUCGUACCUUACAGUACGAUUAUCUUGAACUGCGAGAUAUUAUCCGUCAUUGCACCGACUGGCCCCCAGAGACAGAUUUUGGCUGCAUUGUACACCACCAGAACAUCCAGUUGGUCCAUGAACUACCCUUACAUGACCUCCUGGCGGUGAAUUACUCGGUCUUCACUCGGUUGGGUCUACACAAGGAAAUUUUGCUGGUUACCGAGCCGUAUGAGGACCACAUGUCGAUUGAGGUGCGUGCAAACACUCAGAUACUAUCACCCGAAGCCGGUCGCCAGAUGGCUCGAUCUCUAUGCGAGAUGAUACAAACAUUAGCCUAUUCACCGGAUAUGCUUCUGGCAGAGAGAUUGAAUUUUUAG